UUUGUUUGUUGUCUCUCACGUGCGUUUUCGCAAUUUAUCGCUUCUACUCUAAUCAAAUAAGGAGAAAUUAUAAACAAAAAUAAACAAUAUACGAAUAGUUUUCAAAUAAAAAAGUAUAAAUUUAAGCAAGUAGAACUGAGAAGACGUGAUGACUGAUAUAGUGAUAGUGAUGCCUGGUGACCGGAUACAAGCUGCGGAGGAGAUGGCUGCUACGGGGAAAAAAGUCAUUUUGGGUCCCGGGCUUCGACGAGUUGAUGAUAAACAAGUGACGGCUUGUAAAGCCGGUAAAUUGCAUUUCAAAGAACCCAAUACUUUUUGGGUCGACAGCUAUCAGAGACGUUACGUACCUGUGCGUAGUGAGCUGGUUAUUGGUGUUGUCACUGCCAAAGCGGGUGAUUUGUUCAGAGUCGACAUAGGCGCUCCGGAACAAGCUUCUUUAUCUUACCUAGCUUUCGAGCAAGCUACUAAGAAGAACAGACCCGAUGUCAAUGUAGGGGAUUUACUUUAUGCACGCCUAGUGGUCGCAAAUAAAGAUUUCGAACCCGAAUUGGUGUGUGUGAAUUCGUCGGGAAAAAAGGGGAAGCUGGGUGUUCUAAGCGAAGGAUUCGUUUUUAAUUGUAGCCUUAAUUUGGUUCGCCUUAUAUUGCGCGAAGAUUGCCCUUUGUUAAGCGCGUUGACGAAGGAAAUGCCUUUUGAAGUAGCUGUCGGAAUGAAUGGUCGCAUAUGGAUUAAAGCGAAAAGUGUAAAAGAGACAAUAGCUGUAGGUAAUGCUAUAUUGGCAGCUGAAUUCGCUUCUAAAGAACAGAUAGCAAAAUUAUGUGAAAAUAUCGGAAAUAUAUUGUUUACCUGA
Molecule: messenger RNA, 850 nt
Organism: Glossina fuscipes
Lineage: Eukaryota; Metazoa; Arthropoda; Insecta; Diptera; Glossinidae
Gene: Rrp40
Product: exosome complex component RRP40
Exons: 1
Coding region: 149-850 (233 amino acids)
Biological process (GO): nuclear polyadenylation-dependent rRNA catabolic process; poly(A)-dependent snoRNA 3'-end processing; exonucleolytic trimming to generate mature 3'-end of 5.8S rRNA from tricistronic rRNA transcript (SSU-rRNA, 5.8S rRNA, LSU-rRNA)
Cellular component (GO): cytoplasmic exosome (RNase complex); nuclear exosome (RNase complex)
Molecular function (GO): RNA binding
Source: RefSeq, a predicted model, not a curated record